Neltuma alba is the source of this 2541-nucleotide messenger RNA. Its product is annotated as nuclear pore complex protein NUP85. Gene Ontology annotation, molecular function: structural constituent of nuclear pore. NCBI's taxonomy places the organism in Eukaryota, Viridiplantae, Streptophyta, Magnoliopsida, Fabales, Fabaceae. The coding region runs from base 55 to 2178 and encodes 707 amino acids. Gene Ontology annotation, cellular component: nuclear pore outer ring. Gene Ontology annotation, biological process: protein import into nucleus; mRNA export from nucleus; positive regulation of DNA-templated transcription. The record is from RefSeq and is a predicted model, not a curated record. The transcript has 18 exons.
GGUGCGGUCUAUUCACAAACCCUUCCAAAACCCUUACCGUCGUCUGCCUUCGCAAUGCCCGGGGGAGAUGGAGCUUUGGUUCCCGUGCCCUCUGAAAACGGAGGUUCAGUAGCGGUUUAUCCGCUGCACCAUGGUCUUAACCCUCCAAUAGCUCGCCUCGCCAUCUCCUGGUCUCGAGGCAAUUCUCUCCGUGUCUCCGUUUUCAGGCCUCCUUCCGAAGAUCAAGCGGGAGGCAAGGUAAUGGAGGUUAAGCUUAGUAAUGGAGGAGACCAGGAAAUUACUGACGCGCAAUGGCGGAGGAUUGAGUACGGGUCGGUCUUACCAUUUGCAAUGCUUCAGAGUCGUAGGAGCUCCUUUUCCAGUUCGUCGAAGGUUUCCAAGAGUCCAUCGCCAUAUCAUCUAGAUUGGUGGGAGUAUGUAAUAGAGUAUAGUAAGGACAUUAGCUCACUUCUGGGUGGGCGAAAGUUGCCUCCCACUCCAAUAAUUGAAGAACCAAAAGCAAUCUUUAAGAAAGGUGAGGAGCCAACAUGCCUGAAAGCAGCAUGGGAGAUGAUGGAAAUGUUUUAUGCAGAUAAGCAAUCUCAAGCAUGGCUACCUGAAAGACUUGUUGAUUGGUUAGCUGAUUAUGACACCCUCUUUUCUCGAACUCAAGCAACAAUCCAUUCCAAGCUUGUUGAUUUCCAAAAGGAUCUUGUUAACAUUCAGGCGAUUGAAGAUGAUCCUAGAUAUUGGGAAGUGUUGUCAUCUGCACUUGCAGUUGGUUGGCUUGAUACUGUGGUUAAAAUGCUGCGUUUGCAUGGAUCUUACCAACUAGAUCAGCUCAGCAACCGUGAGGUAGAGAAUGGACUAGUAGAGGCAGUUGCUGUUCUUAUCUCCAAAAUGCCUCGUUUGCGUCCUGAAUCUGCUGUUGGAAAAUUAGGUGAAUGCUUUAAAUCCAAGCCUGAAUUUAGCAAGGCUUGGGAGAAAUGGAGAUCACAAAUUACAAAGCUUGAUUGUAGUGCAUUCUGGAUUCAGUGUGAUAAUAAUCAAACUCGUGAGGGCCUGAAAGGAAUGCUUCAAAUUAUGCUGGGUAACAUUGAUACUAUCCGUAUGGCUACAUGUCAUUGGAUAGAAUUGUAUGUUUCCCAUUUUCUUUACAUCAGACCAUUUACGGUGGGUAUAGAAAGCAUGUAUAGCUUAGCAUUGAAAUGCAUCCAAUGGAAACCAGCAUCCAACACUCACAGGUUGACAGCACUUCUGAUUGGAAUUCUUGAAGAAAACACUGAGGUUGUUUUAGCAGAAUGUUCCAAAGAAUAUGGCCCUUGGAUGGUUGCACAUGCUGUAGAAUUGUUGAGCGCUGGGAGUGAACAAGCAGAGAUCCUUCUACAUGAAGAGCGUUAUAACUUGGGGGGAAUCAGCAUAGGGGAACUGCAUCGACUAAUAUAUGCUCAAGUUUUAUCUUCACAUUCUUUGACUUGGCAAAUAGCACCAAUAUAUUUAACAUCAUGCAUGAAGCAAGGAAUGGGCUUGCUGGAGAUUUUAUUACACAGACAAUCUGUUCGACAUAAUGAAUUGCUGCUUAAGAAUAUUGAGUUAUGCCGUUUGUAUGGGCUAAACCAUAUUAGUUCAAAUAUCAUGAAGGUUGCCGGAGUUUAUCAUUGGAAGCAUGGCAAGAAAGGUGCUGGAGUAUAUUGGCUUCAACAAGCCCAGGAUGCAAAUCGCCUCCAUAGGAUUGCCCAACAAUUAUUUGAUUCAGUUGGGAAGUCAAUUUCUGAUGAAAGCUUCAGGCAAUGGGAAGGUGUAAUUGAAUUAUUGGGUUCUGAUUCUAAGAGUGCAGGAGGUCUUGAAUUCUUGCGCAAGUACAGGGACUUUAAAAGAUUUCUUCAGCAGGUAACCGGUGGAAAAUCAACUGAAGCUGCUAGGCAAGCUGCUGAGUCCCUCAUACUGCUAAUGAAGAAUCCAUCGACCCCUCAACGCUUUUGGCUUCCCCUUCUAUAUGAUUCGUUGAAGCUGCUUAAUUGGCAGGAUUGUCCUCUGCUGAAUGUGUCUGACACCAAUCUUCUGUUAAAUAAACUGCAAGAGUUAUCUUUGGCAAGGCUACGUCCAGACUUUAAGGAGUCCAGCUUACCACCUGAGGCACUAAGUUGUGUGAGGCUUGCUCUAGCAACAAAUCUUGGACGUGCUAUUCUUGAUGAAUAGGCUGCCCAGAAAUUUUAAGUCGUGGAUUCCGAAUACAAAUACCUCUCUAUCACCAAUGCUCCCAGUGCCUGGUUUUCUAUCAGCAUGCGGUAAAGGGCUUCUAAAUGUGAGAAGAGAUCAUACUAACGGGGGCACAAGUAUGCUUCAACGGAUGUCAUCUCUCGUUAAUUCUCAUGCAAUGAGUCUGGGCUUUACUGUAUUGACCCUAAUUUUUCAAGAAUUAGGACCAGAUGACAUCAGCAAGAAAUGAGCUAUAGAGAACUCUAGUUAAUUUUUUUCGUAUUUAGAUUGGAGAUGAAUCAUGCGUGUAAAUUAAACCGCUGUGAAUCGAAUAGCAUUGUAUAUUAAUUGAGUUUACCUUAA